AUACCUCAGCUUCAGUCUGCACAAGCCCAGGGAGCCCGGGAGCGCCGGAGGGCAGGCUCAAGGGAAGGCCCCACCAAGUCCUUCUGGGGGGUCUCGAAUGGCAACUGAUACUUAAUCAGACACAAUGUGUUCUGCUGAUUCACAAUUAUGGAGACUGUGUGACUGAGAUACAAGAGAGGUCUAGAAAGAAGGUGUGAGCUGAGGAGGGGACUUGUCAGUGCCUGCUUCUGAGUUGUUCCCUGCAGGCAGGCGCCUCGUGGGGUCUGUGACAGAUGCUGACCACUCACUGGUUCGAAGAUCUACACAUGAAGUCACCAUAACGAGGGUGGCGGCUCCCACUUCGUGAAGACCUCAUCGCCGCGAGGUGGGGCUAAGAUGAGCAUAACCAGCGACGAGGUGAACUUUCUGGUGUAUCGGUAUCUCCAGGAGUCAGGUUUUUCCCACUCGGCCUUCACGUUCGGGAUUGAGAGCCACAUCAGCCAGUCCAACAUCAACGGGACCCUGGUGCCGCCGGCUGCCCUCAUCUCCAUCGUGCAGAAGGGGCUGCAGUAUGUGGAGGCUGAGAUCAGCAUCAACGAGGAUGGCACGGUGUUUGACGGCCGCCCCAUAGAGUCCCUGUCCCUGAUAGACGCUGUGAUGCCCGACGUGGUGCAGACGCGGCAGCAGGCGUUCCGGGAGAAGCUCGCUCAGCAGCAAGCUAGCGCAGCCGCAGCAGCGGCCGCCGCCGCCGCCGCCGCAGCUGCAGCCGCGGCCGCAGCAACAGCAACGGCAACGACAGCAGCCACCACGGCCCCGGCAGCUGUUGCCCAGCCAAACCCUCCGAAGAACGGAGAGGCCACGGUGAACGGGGAGGAGAAUGGAGAGCACGCGAUGAAUAACCACUCGAAGCCCAUGGAAAUAGAUGGAGACGUUGAAAUUCCACCCAGCAAAGCCACUGUCCUCCGGGGUCACGAGUCCGAGGUGUUCAUUUGUGCCUGGAAUCCUGUCAGUGAUCUGCUAGCUUCUGGGUCCGGCGAUUCCACCGCUAGGAUAUGGAACCUGAACGAGAGCAGCAGUGGGAGCUCCACGCAGCUCGUGCUGAGGCACUGUAUCCGCGAAGGGGGCCACGACGUCCCGAGCAAUAAGGAUGUCACCUCACUGGACUGGAACAGCGAUGGGACACUACUGGCUACUGGCUCCUAUGACGGUUUUGCAAGAAUAUGGACGGAAGAUGGUAACUUGGCCAGCACCUUAGGCCAGCAUAAAGGACCUAUCUUCGCCUUGAAGUGGAACAAAAAGGGGAAUUACAUUUUGAGUGCUGGUGUGGACAAGACGACAAUAAUUUGGGAUGCCCACACAGGUGAAGCCAAACAGCAGUUCCCUUUUCAUUCAGCACCGGCUCUCGAUGUGGACUGGCAGAACAACACUACUUUCGCCUCCUGUAGCACAGAUAUGUGUAUUCACGUGUGCAGGCUCGGCUGCGACCGCCCAGUCAAAACCUUCCAAGGACACACGAAUGAGGUCAACGCCAUCAAAUGGGAUCCUUCCGGAAUGUUGCUAGCGUCCUGCUCUGACGACAUGACAUUAAAGAUCUGGAGUAUGAAGCAGGACACGUGUGUGCACGAUCUUCAGGCCCACAGCAAGGAGAUAUACACCAUCAAGUGGAGUCCCACGGGGCCCGCCACCAGCAAUCCGAACGCCAACAUCAUGUUAGCAAGCGCUUCGUUUGAUUCCACGGUUCGGCUGUGGGAUGUGGAGCGGGGUGUCUGUAUCCACACGCUCACGAAGCACCAGGAGCCUGUCUACAGCGUGGCGUUCAGCCCUGAUGGGAAGUAUUUGGCCAGUGGUUCUUUUGACAAGUGUGUGCACAUCUGGAAUACGCAGAGCGGAAGUCUGGUCCACAGCUACCGAGGCACGGGCGGCAUCUUUGAGGUGUGCUGGAAUGCUCGGGGCGACAAAGUGGGUGCCAGCGCAUCUGAUGGCUCCGUAUGUGUUUUGGAUCUGCGAAAAUAAACACAAAAUAUGAUAGAGAAAAGAAAGAAUCCUCGUGGACCAGCAAUGGAUGUGUGGCAUUGUAGCACACUCCCAGUGGUCCGCUCCAGAACCAUGUGAACGUCACUUGCAUUAGAGCGUGCUUUGACGUUAGCUCCUCCCUGGGCCCAGGAGUCUAUAUAUAUAUAUAUAUUUUUUUUUUUGUAAUCUUCAUCCAGAAGUUUAAAAACCAAGCAAAUCCAAAAAGCAUACACACAGUCAUAUCGAGGGGGGGAGAAGGGUCUCCACGUAUGACAUCCCCCCGGGGAAGAAUGAAGGCACCAGUGGCUUGGUUUCCACCCAUAGCAGGGUCAUGGCUAAGUGUGGGAAAGGCUGUGCCAAAAACAAAACAAAACAAAAGCAAAAAAACAACAACAAAAAAAAAACCAAGUGAAAUGCUGUGAUAAACCAAAAGGGGAAAGAACACCUUGCUCUUGUGAUACCCCCAACCCCUCUUGCAAGGGUGUGUUCAAAGACCAGUUUGUACCCCUGAAAUGCGCAACUUUGUAAUCCCAACACUUUCUAUUUUCUAGAACCUUCUUUGUUCAGUGGUUUUUCUAUUUGCUGUAAUUCUGUCAUCCGAGGGCUUGGGUUUGAGAUGGGAACUGUUUUAGGUUUGUUGUUUCGUUCCCGCCACCCUGUCACUGUUGCCCUCUGUGAGGUUUUCUUUGUCUGAUGUGGUCUUGCCCUUUGUGACACCCGCAGGGACAUGGGGACUAAACCAUGGAUAGGCAUAGACAGCUUUCUCCCUCCCACUCCCCUCCGCCCCUCCCCUCCACUCACACUCCUGUCCCUUUCUCAUAAUUGCUUCACAUCUGAGGUUGCAAAAGGCACUUUCAGCGCAGAAUAAGUGCUUUAUGUAAGAAAGCGGGGAGGGGAAUUUUUACAGGAGAAAAAAAAAAAAAAAAAAGACUUAUAAGAGAAAGAGCCUGGAGUAUUUUUGGAAAAAAAAAAUAUUUUUAUGUUUAAACAAUUUUAAAAUCCUGAAAUGGCCAUCAGACAUAGAGAGCUUUGUGUGAUUCAUAUUUUAAAAACACAGACAUUUAUGAAGAUACAGGCAGAGUCAGAGGUAGCUUGCCCUUUCUCUCCAGUGGCGUGGAAGGUGGCCGGCAGCAGGGGAAGAGGCCAUCCUUGGCCACAGUGUGGUCCUGUGAUGAGUCUCUCUCAGCAGUGUGGUGGUCUACAGGCCUGCCACCAAGAACGUGCCCAUCGGGACCUUGUGAGACUCACCUGAAGGCUCCGGAGGGUCCCUUCAUCUAAUGACAAAAUAGGGACACUGGAGGAAGAUGUUUAGGCCUGAAGAUGAAUUAUUUUGUAGGUACAACGUGACCCAUCCCAUCCGCUGGCUUUAUCAUUUCUUUCUCUCACUGCAGACAAGGAAAGAGAAUUGUUGUUGUUGUUUUGGUUUUUUUUAACGAUGAAUCUUUACUGUUUUUUAAAAGUUAAACACAGCUUUGUGUCCCUGGGACUGUUUGCUUCUUACUGGAUGUGGGUGACCCUUGUCUGCUCGUCAUUAUAGCAUAGCCCUGGUCCUACCGGCAGGAGCAGACUGUAAGCCAGGCCUCUUCCUGAGAGCUGAGGAAGGGCCCUGGGCAUGGUGGGAGAUGUGGGCUGCACUCCUUACCGAGGCGGGGUGCUAUUCAGAGAGUGGUGUCCACUCACAGGACAGGAAAUGGGUGACAAGGACCAACCAGGCAAGCCAGCGAGCACUGGACCCUACGGAGUAAUCAGAGGGCAAACAGACCAGAAAGGGCCAUGUUUUCUAGUGGAGUAUUGCACUUGGGCUCUGUUACUUGAACACUCAACAGGGAAAACCCAAGUUCUGUGAAGUCCUGGGUCCCAAUUUCCAACACUGCAGGUGUCCCCACUGAGGAGGCUGUCGGGAGUACAGACACCAUCUUUAGAGCUCCCCAGAGAAAUACACGUUCAUCUCCACCUAGUAUCAGCUGUCAACUGGCAGCCCAUUGUUCAGGUGUGGGUGGUGAAAAGGACGUCAGAGAAGGGACUCCCUAGACAAUCUCGGUCUGGAUGCAGUGGGUGUCCCUCCUGAGGUGAGCGACAUGGCCACCUCAUCACACUUGGUGGGCUGGCACCCAGCCUGGCGAACCCUGACAAGCAGGCUCUUCCUGCACAUAGGGCCACCGUGACCCCUCCUGCCCAUCAGCGUGGCGGAGCACAGGUCAGAGGGACCAAGCCAGAGGAUGCUGCUCUCAGCAAAAUGACAUGACCGCUGGCUGUGGUGGGGGGGUGUGGGGGGCAGCCAUGGCUGCGUAUCUCCAUCGCCUGGCUGCUGGAGCCAGUAGGCUCAGCACCGAAGUCAAGCGCAUGGGCGUUGCGUCACCCGACGUUGUCUACAGCUGUUACGCAAUAGUGAGGAUCCUUCAGUCUGAGUGACCAAAUGUAACCUUACAAGCAAGUACAAGUGACCAUGAGCCCUGUCCAGCACAUGCGUGGGAAAGGGAGGUUGCCCCGCAGGGGACCAGAAGGACCACGGGGACGCCGUGGGGUUCAGCUCUCCAACCCUGCACGACGCCGAUGCCCGCCGUAGGACUGGACCUUUUGUUCUGUCUUUCUCAAGCAUAGAUCACAGAGCCGAGUCCCAUGCACUUUGUCCAAUGUAAGGAUCUGCUUUGUUCCUUUGUAUUUUUUUUUUCUCUUUUUUUAACCUCUUGUUCCACCUUUAUUUUGUUUUCCAUUUUGUUUCUUGUCAAAUAUAGAAGUGUCUCUUCUACCGCUCACUGAAGUUUUGAAUUCUGGCUUCUGCAGUUUUUAUUGUCUGUGUCAGACAUACAGCCAGAGGUGGUUCUCGGUCAGCAUUUCCCAGAUUCUGUUCAACAGCAUCGCCCACCCCCGAUUUGUUCUGUAUCCCCACCCCUACUCAUCCCUCACGCUGUUGGAGAAAAAAAAAAAAAAUCACCCUGUGUGUUGUAGCUCAUUUGUUUCCAGAGAGAAUCAACAGAUCAUAUUCAGUGUCUUGAAUAAAUUGCUCUAUUUUGAUAUUA
This is a messenger RNA of Octodon degus (degu), 5012 nucleotides long. RefSeq names its product transducin beta like 1 X-linked (gene Tbl1x). The record is from RefSeq and is a predicted model, not a curated record. Gene Ontology annotation, molecular function: protein binding; transcription corepressor activity. The transcript has 17 exons. Gene Ontology annotation, cellular component: histone deacetylase complex. The coding region runs from base 376 to 1992 and encodes 538 amino acids. NCBI's taxonomy places the organism in Eukaryota, Metazoa, Chordata, Mammalia, Rodentia, Octodontidae. Gene Ontology annotation, biological process: regulation of transcription by RNA polymerase II.